UGAGCUUGAUGCCCGCAGGUCGGGGUCGGUGUCCGAAGUCUUUCUGGGGUCAUGGACGGGCACCUGCAUCUCUCCCCGCCUUUCCUGGCCACCCCUCGGGCAGAGAUGCUGGAGGAGGUGCUGAGGGAGCAGUUUGGGACCCGGCCCCAAUUAGCAGCCAUCAGCCGGAUGAAGAGGCAGCCGUCGGGCGCUUACACCUCCACGGAGGACCUGAAGGAGGUGCUGGAAAGGCGGCAGGUGGCCAACGCCAAGGAACGGGAGCGGAUAAAAAAUCUAAAUCGUGGAUUUUCCAAGUUGAAGGCCAUUGUGCCUCUCCUUCCCAAAGACAGGAAGCCCAACAAAGUUGAUAUUCUUAAAACAGCAACUGAAUAUAUACGCCUUCUUCGUGAGAUUUUAGAAGAUACCAAAGACUUUGAGGUAAAGGGCCUUCAGGCAAAUUGCUAACUGUUGCUGUAGUCUAAAGACAUCUUUAUGAAGAUUAAACAAACUGCUCAGAAAUUGGAUGUAUACAGUACUAUCUUCAGUUGAGAGAUCAAUAAACAUCUUUUUGUUUAUUUUGAUACUCUGAUGUAUUGUUUCAGUGUUUUAGGUUGUAAAAUAUAACUCUUUGGCACUUUUCCAACUUCUGAGACUCUUGUCAUUUAUGAAUUUCCAUGAGUCUUGAAUAAAGAUCUAUCCAAAUAUAUAAAAAA
Messenger RNA from Antechinus flavipes (yellow-footed antechinus), 692 nucleotides. It is a transcript of the gene FIGLA, whose product is annotated as folliculogenesis specific bHLH transcription factor. The record is from RefSeq and is a predicted model, not a curated record. Gene Ontology annotation, biological process: regulation of transcription by RNA polymerase II; developmental process. Lineage: Eukaryota; Metazoa; Chordata; Mammalia; Dasyuromorphia; Dasyuridae. Gene Ontology annotation, molecular function: RNA polymerase II transcription regulatory region sequence-specific DNA binding; protein dimerization activity; DNA-binding transcription factor activity, RNA polymerase II-specific. Bases 52 to 444 code for a protein of 130 amino acids. The transcript is spliced from 4 exons.